AACCGCACUGUCCUUUCUAAAAAUACUCGGUUCAGUUAACAAUUUUCAUUUCCAUUUCCAUACAAAGCGUUGCUGGUCUCUCUCUCUAUAAAUAAUGUCAACAGAUCAUAAUAAGCCACCAGAAAAUCAUACUUCUGAAUGUCCACCCAGCAAGGGUAACAAAAACCGAACGCAUAAAAAUGCAGGUGAAGAGGAAAUUUCAAGUAAAGAAGAAAAGCAAAUGCAGAAUAAACUUGCCGAAUUGCAGUCUGCCUUUGAUAAAGAAAAAUUGAAAUCAACAACCUUACAGAAAAAACUACAAGCCCGUACUCAAGAGUGCGAUAAUCUAAAAAGCCAACUGGGGAAAUUUCAAAAAGAAUUUACUAAAAAAUCCCUUAAAGGGAAGAAGGGCGCCGAUCAAAAUUCAUCAGAUGCAGCAACCUGCGCCAGCAGUGUUAUAUUUGAAAAAACCAAAAUGUGUAAAAAUCAAGAACUGCAAAUCGAGGCGUUAACGCAGCAAGUCACUUCACUAAAAGAAAUUGUCUCAAUUAGUAAAGAGAUGCUAGGAAUCAGGAAUCUGGAGGUGAAACAGCUACAAGAUAAGUUGGACUGUAUGGAGUUGAAGUUUAUAGCCGAAAGAGAUCGGCAUUCUUUAGUAAAUGCGAAACUGGAGAAGAUGGCUAAUUUGAAUACGGAAUUGAAAAAUGAAUAUCAAAAGCAAAUGGCGUUGUUUACCGUGUUGCAAAAAAGUUAUCACGACCGCAUGGAUACUAAUAAAACAAUUCAGGAGGAGUGACGACGUUGACUUAUGAUGGUUUGGCUUAUUUUGUACAAUAAAAAGACUUUGACGAA
Molecule: messenger RNA, 831 nt
Organism: Photinus pyralis (common eastern firefly)
Lineage: Eukaryota; Metazoa; Arthropoda; Insecta; Coleoptera; Lampyridae
Exons: 3
Coding region: 95-775 (226 amino acids)
Source: RefSeq, a predicted model, not a curated record